This is a messenger RNA of Striga asiatica, 687 nucleotides long. The record is from the annotation of a GenBank genome assembly. NCBI's taxonomy places the organism in Eukaryota, Viridiplantae, Streptophyta, Magnoliopsida, Lamiales, Orobanchaceae.
AUGGCUAUUGAUGAAGAUAAGGACUUCCAAAGCUCGGUUCUGUCAAAAGAGAAGCGAACUAGAGGACCAACUAUAAUUAAUCGUUGGAAUCUAAAUGAUCGUCAGCCCAUCUUCUUGAAUGAAAAAAAGCGCCAGCCAGUUAGUCCUGAUAAAGGCACUCUAAUCAAAUUAAGUCAGUUUUUGUGGUUCAUUGAUUCUGUUCUUGCACCACUGAAUUUUCUUGAUUGGCGUCACGUUUCUAACAAAGAUAAACUCUGGGAGUAUAUGAAGGUACCAUUCUUUAAAAUUUCAGAAUUUUGGUGGUUCUCUGUACACCACAUUGUUAGAAGCACUACAAUAGGUGUGGUAAUUAAUUCAAGAAUUACUUUUCAGAAGAAAUUCAUUGUUUCGAAUGAAGGGAAAGAAUAUGUGUUGUUUUCGAUUGGUGCUCUGUGGCGUGCUCACAAAUCUAGAAUAAAAAAGAAGCACUACUUUGUAUGGAAAAGUCGACCAAGAUCAAUUCCAGAUGCACAUUUUAAGGAAUUAUUGAAUUACUGGAAUUUAGAGGAGGUUAAGACUCUUGAAGGCACCAAUGAAAAAGAAUUACUGGAGGACGAUAAUAGUGGAGCGAACUCACAAUCUAUCCCACUUCAACUUGAUAAUGACUGCAUUGAAGGAAGAGAGCUAAGAAGUGAGGGUGACGAUUUA